AUCGAUAACCUUAACCAGGCUUCAUUUCAGUGUGUUAGUGCUUUGUCACGAGCAGCCCCUUAUAUAAAAGAUGGAUCCACGUUCCCCCGACAGCUCAUCGACCCCGCCCCGCAACCUCCAGCUAAUCCAAGCUCAGACACCAUGUCGCCCACAAAGCCCCUCAUCGCCAUCACCGGCAUCAACGGCUUCAUCGCUACCGCUGCCGUCCUCCAUUUCCUGGCCAAUGGCUGGCACGUUCGCGGUUCCGUUCGUACUGCCGCUCAAGCCGAAAAGCUCAAAACUCUUCCGGCUUAUGCAAAGUACAUCGCGAGCGGCGAGCUGGAUAUUAUUGUGCUGGGCGAUUUGGUCAAGGAUGACUUCAAGGAGCUCGUUGAGGGGGCCGAUGCUGUUGCGAGUAUGGCGGCUCCUGGGUUCAUGACUGACGACCCGGCGAGCUUCAAGUGGGAGCACAUCAAGGGUCCUACUAUCGACCCUAUCCUCAAAAUCUUGAAGUACGCCGAGGAAUCCUCCACCAUCAAGAGCGUCAUCAUCUUGUCAUCCGGCGUGACCUCCGUCGUCGGCAGACAGGACUCUCCCGGUAAAGUCUAUACCGAAGACGACUGGGCGCCUUUCACUGAGGAGUUUUGCCAGACUCUUAAUCCCGUUACCAACCCCAUGGCCACUUUCAUUUGGUACACGACCGCGAAGAAACUGGCCGAGGAAGCUGUUUUGGAUUAUAUCGAGAACAAGAAGCCUUCUUUCUCUGUUACCAUCUUUUGCCCUUCCAUGGUCACUGGCCCGGCACACUUUAUCCCCUCCAUUGACGCUAUCAAAGACCUCCCCGGCGGUUCUUCCAAAGACUUUGUCAGCCUUUUGUCGGGUAAAGACCAGCCCUUGCCCGCCCAGAUCUCGUGGAGCUUUGUAGACGUGCGCGACGUGGCAGAAUCGUUCUACGCUGCUGUUACGAAGCAUGUUUCGGGCAAGUUUUUUAUCUCUGGCCGCGAAUUUACCUGGCAAGAAUUCGUUGACAAGCUUAGGGCCUUCCGUCCCGACCUUGACGCUUACAUUGCGGCGGGAGAGCCUGGUAAAGAGGUCAUUGGCGAAUGGUCCGUGGAUGGCGGCAAAUCUCAGAAAGAACUUGGCCUCAAGUAUCGCACUACUGAGGAGACUUUGAAGGAUACGCUCGAGUUCUAUGAAGGGCUUGGGUUGUUCAAGGAGGCGCCGAUUGGAGCGAAGAAGGCUUGAUGAAUUGGGCGCAUGGUGAUCGCGGUUGAAGACGGCUCUGGUUGGCUUUACAGUGGGUGUACAUAGGUCCUUAGAUGGUCAUGCA
Molecule: messenger RNA, 1309 nt
Organism: Cryptococcus amylolentus CBS 6039
Lineage: Eukaryota; Fungi; Basidiomycota; Tremellomycetes; Tremellales; Cryptococcaceae
Exons: 7
Coding region: 142-1224 (360 amino acids)
Molecular function (GO): oxidoreductase activity, acting on the CH-OH group of donors, NAD or NADP as acceptor
Source: RefSeq, a predicted model, not a curated record